CAGUGUUUGAAGUCUAUACGUGUACGUUAUCAUAGCUGAAACUAAAUAGUUAUCAGGUGUAUGAUGGAGUGGGGCCAGUACCAGGCUAGUGCCAGUGUCAUGAUGGCCCUGCUCAAGAUGCCAGCAGCCUGGCUACAGCUGUCCUUAUUGUAUCUGGCACCUACUGUCAACUUUCAGUGUGCUCAGCCUGUGAACAAGAGUUUCCCCUCCUCCAACAUCACGCAGGAAGAGCUGGUGUUUGAUAACUCCUGCUGCUUCAAAGAUGAAGAAGAUCAACUUCAGUUUUGCCAACAGUUCCACUAUGACAGGAGAGAUUUCACAAACACUGUCAACAUGAUGUGGGACCUAGUCUGUGAAAGAGAGUUUCUAGUGACAUUUGCGCAAGUUUCAUUUAUGUGUGGAGUCACUGGCGGAAACAUUCUGGGAGGAUUAGCGGCUGCCAGGGUAGGGCGCAAACCUGUGCUCGUGGUGGCACUACUGCUGAUGCCGCUGUUGAGUGCCGUAGUGGCAGUAGUACCAACAUUCCCACUGUUCCUCCUCUUCAGGUUCCUCCUCGGCUUGGCACUUGGAGGAACCAUAUUCAUCAGCUUCAUUCUUGGCAAUGAGCUGGCAAGUGGGCCCUGGCGCGCCCCAAUUUCUAUUCUUCAUCAGGUACCAUUUGGUAUUGGUAAAAUCAUCUUCGGUCUAACUGCAUACUUCCUGCGAGACUGGAGAGAAAUACAGAUGGCGCUGGCUGUCUACAGUCUUAUCUUCUUGCCUUACUGCUGGUUAAUAGAAGAGUCGCCUCAAUGGUUGAUGAGCAAAGGAAAGCUUAAGAGAGCCGAGCGAGUCACGACUGCCAUCCAUCGAAGGAACGGACUUCCAGCCAUCCAGACGGAGAUGCAACCUAUGGCUGAGAAACAGAAAGUUGAGAUUGUCAGAACUGAACCCACCAAAGUAGCCAACAGCUGCAGAAUAAAGGAGACAAAAACACUCAGUCUGUGUGGAGCAUUGUGUGUUCCUAGACUGAGACGAUACGUUCUCUCGACCUGGAUCACUUGGUACUUGGCAGGGUUGAGUUUCUUCGCCCUCAACGCCAACAUGCCGCAAUGGGGAGGAGGGGUGGUGGGGGGAACUAUCAACAUCGCUAUUGGGGGUCUUAUUGGUGGCAUUCCUGGGAACAUUGCGACAAUAUUUCUUGUCAGAAGAUUUGGAAGAAAGAAAGUUACCAUUGUAGCUCACAUUUUUGCAGCUCUUUUCUCAUUUCUUUUACCUAUUUAUGAUAUUGGAGAACAACCAGAGGAUUGGCAGCGACGAGUCACGGGUUUCCUCUCCCUCAUCGCAAUGUCUGUGGCUUAUCCAUCACUGUUUCUCAUGUCCGGUGAACUCAUCCCCGAUGAGGUUAAGCUGCCUGUGAUGACUGUUGCCAACAUCAUGGCCAGGCUGGGCAACACGACAGCACCACUUGUUGGACCCACGUCUGUGUUCCAUAGAGCUUUACCACUGUGGAUCAUAGGCACGGCUCCUAUAAUCUCCUCAUCUCUACUGGUAUGGCUGCCAGAGACCAAGAAUAAACCAAUGCCUAAGACUGUAAAAGACAUCCUUACAUCCAAGAGAGGUCCAGAUAAAAACAUGUCUGAAGAUGAAGACCAGAAGUUAAAAAAACUGAUGACUGAAUGUGAAAGCUAAUUCUUCCUCACAGUUACUGAUAAGCAAUACUCAUGAUAGGAUCUUAGUAUUACAAAUACUCAAUGUACAAGUAAAGUGUCAAAACCUUCUACUUAAUUGAACUUGGUAUUAAGACAAUGUAUAAGUUUAACCUUAUGGUGCAAUGGAGCAUGCUUAUGGAGGGCUCCUUAAUUUUACUGCUCCUCUUCUAAGGUUAUAACUUUCCAAAACUUUUAUUCUGUGAUACAAAUAGUAUUUUUAGGAUCAUAGUACUUAACCAUUAUAAAUGGGGCUGUCUAUGGUGUUGUGCUUUAGGUUAUCAAGUCCUUUAAAAUUUGAAUAGACACAAUACAACUAUCAUUCCUCCUAAUUAAGUGUGAUAGCUUUACCAGUUCAUAUGUGUUACGUGCAAAGAUCAAAUUUUGUAAAUAAUAGAAUAAUUACAAUUUAAUUUACAUGUACUUAGUUUUUUGGUUAUCAGUUGAUAAUUUAGUUU
Macrosteles quadrilineatus (aster leafhopper) is the source of this 2143-nucleotide messenger RNA. Its product is annotated as organic cation transporter-like protein. NCBI's taxonomy places the organism in Eukaryota, Metazoa, Arthropoda, Insecta, Hemiptera, Cicadellidae. Gene Ontology annotation, biological process: transmembrane transport. Gene Ontology annotation, molecular function: transmembrane transporter activity. The record is from RefSeq and is a predicted model, not a curated record. The transcript is spliced from 13 exons. Gene Ontology annotation, cellular component: membrane. The coding region runs from base 61 to 1668 and encodes 535 amino acids.